This is a messenger RNA of Dermacentor andersoni, 2136 nucleotides long. Its product is annotated as pentatricopeptide repeat-containing protein 2, mitochondrial-like. The record is from RefSeq and is a predicted model, not a curated record. Gene Ontology annotation, cellular component: mitochondrion. Gene Ontology annotation, molecular function: RNA binding. NCBI's taxonomy places the organism in Eukaryota, Metazoa, Arthropoda, Arachnida, Ixodida, Ixodidae. Gene Ontology annotation, biological process: regulation of mRNA processing; mitochondrion organization; multicellular organism development.
GUCGACGGCUUAGCAGUUUAAAAUGGCGGCUGCUCUUGCGGGACAUGUGUCUGCUCGCGCGAUAUUAAGUUCAAUUUCAAAGUCAUGCAUUCUAUCUUUCAAAGCUCAAAACUUGCGACAUUUGUACGGUGCGGCUGUGCUUGGUUUGGACAAGUACUUGGAAACGAGGGAGAAAACGAAACACCAAUUUGGCGAUGCUAAAGACAAGUUUUUUCAGCGAAUAAGUCAGUACUUCAAUAGCGAGAGCCCAGGAAUGGUAUUUACGGAAGACCUCAAGCAUGUUACCUACUUAUGUGAAGACAAGGACUCAGACAUUGAAUUGGUGAUCAAGAUGAUGAAGAGGUUCAACCAGCAGAACAAAGAACUGCGCUUUGGAACAUUCGUCUUUGGACCUGUGGCCCUAAGAUUGUUUUACCAUUUAAAGAAGCCAGAUAUAGUUUUACAACUGUUUCAAGACCAGGAGCUGGAUGGCUUCUUUGACCAGUUUUCAUCGUAUCAGAUUGCCAUGGACCUCUUGUUUAAGGAGCAGCGUUAUCAGGAUGUUUUGAACAUUUUCAACAGCAUGCAACAGAAGCAUCUCUACGGAACCAAGUACCCACGUGAAUGUGUCGUCCUUGCCCUGGGUGCCUGCUACAAAUUGAACACUCGUGAGUCGUACGAGUAUGCGGUCAAGCUGAUUCAAGAUGCUCGGUCUGUGGGAGCUCUGGUGUUACGUAAAGCCCUGUCCUUUGCUGCUAUGCUGGCUGUUAACCAUAAUGAACCAAAGGUUGCCAUGGAGCUGCUCGCUCUGGCAGCGCAACUCUCCUACAUCACAGUCCGUAACAUCCGAAUGAUAGCUCUAGCAGACCUGGACAGAGUGGACGAUGUCUUCUUGACUCUGAGGUCUAUCAUCCACCAAGAUGUACCCAUGCAGUCACGCAUGGAGCAGCAAGUUUGUCAGGAAACGGUGGACAAAGUCGACGAGUGCCUGGCUCGGCUAGGUGACAAGGAGAAGACGCACAUCUUUGAACAGAUGAAGCGGGCACUGCGUGAAAACAACCACCUUUGUCCACAGUCCCUCGAUGAGCUCCUCUGCCAGCCAUUGCUCACACGACUACCACCCAAAGACCGGGACGUGGACCGCACUGCAGGUUCCGGGAUAGGAGGAACGUACACGUCUGGUUACCGUGCGCCAAUGAAGGGAGCUUCAGGUGCCCGCUAUCCGGUUCGGCAUCGACAAGGACUGGGCGAUGUGGAUGAUUAGUCACAAAUCCUCUGCUCUGUGCUAGAAAUGUUAAGCUUCUUUACCACUCUGUCCCCACAAAAGACUUCUUUCCCAUUUUAUUCUGUAUGCCAGUAGGUUCAGAGUAAGGGGAUAAUUUUUCAUCAAUUCAGAAUUAUUACUAUUCUGAAGUUAGGAAUGCAUAAGUGUCAUUCUUUCUUGAAUACAUGCUGUGAGCUAUAUGUAUAUAUAUAUAUACACACACACACACAGUUCAUGCACUAAUCUGACGGCAGGGACGGACAUGAUUUAAACAUUGAUAACGUGAACCAUCAGUGAGUGUUCAUGGUCACGAAUUACACCUGCAUAGCUGGGGCAAUGCAUGCCAUAAUAAUGUUACCCAGGCAUUGUGCAGGCAUGCAUACUUCUAGCACUGUGUCAGGGUUGCAAACUUUGGAGACAGUUCAUAAACAGGCAAAGGUUUUAAAUUGUGACCAUUUAUUUAGUGCUACUUUUGAAAUUUUUUGGCUUAUAAAAUUGUAUAUAGCAAUCACAGAGCCCUUUUAUGCGACUCCGUAUAGUAGGUGUGUAAUGAGCCAAUUUUCUAAUUCAGGAAGUGGUUAAUAUUAAUUACACUGCAAUAUUUUUCUCCUUUGCAACUAAGCUGCCUUCAAGUUGUUCAAUGUCUGAACUACAAAGGAGUGAAAGAAAUAAUGGACAAAAUUAAGUGGUUUAAUAAUUGCAAAGCUUUUGUAUAUGUACUUCUGCUGUCAAGACCACAGAAGCCAUGCUGUGACACGACCAUGCCGUCCUUGUUGUACGUAGCCAUCCUCUACACUUCGGCAUAGAUUCUCGAAGCUUUGCAGAGUUUUCAUUCAAGGAAACCUGUUUGCAUUCUUCUGUAAAAGUGAAAAUAAAGCAACUGUCCAGCUUGC